AUGUCCAAAAUACUUUUCGUGGCCUUGAGCUUCGGGCUCUUGGCUCUGGCUGCGGGUGACCAUCCCCUCUCAUGGUACAGGGAGUUCCAAGAAAGCGAAUAUGAUGAGGUUCCCGCCACGAGAAACGAUGAACGCGCCUACAGGCUACCUAUGACCGUAGUGCCUUUAGAUUACGAUAUUUACCUCGAUCUAUUCUUCGAUGAAAGGACUGAUAGACCCUUCAGCUAUGAUGGAUAUGUUGACAUUGUCAUCCAGGCCAAAGCCGAGAACGUCACACAAAUUGUAUUACAUGCCAACGUCGAUACAAUUGGUGAAGUAAAGCUUAAAAACCUUGCUGGAGCCGAAGUUGACUUGAGGCCACGUGAGACCGAAACUUUAUACCAUUUUUUGAAAGUCAAUGUAGUGAAUCCUUUGACCCCUAAUGUGAAUUACACUUUACACAUCGAAUAUUCUAGUACAAUGAAUGAAGGUCCUAUGAAGCGAGGCAUUUGGAGAGGAUGGUACACAGAUGAAAACAAGGUGGAAAGGAUCUAUGCCACGACACACUUCCAGCCAUACAAUGCAAGGCAAGCGUUCCCAUGCUGGGACGAGCCCUUCUUUAAAGCCGUAUUCAAGGUGCACAUUUCAAGACCAUCUGGUUACAUUGGUGUUUUCUCCAAUACCGUUAAUACUGGCAAUGUUACAUUACCCAACAAUCGUGUUAGGACUGACUUCGCUGCCACACCUGUAAUGUCUUCGUACCUGGUAACUUUCCUUGUCAGUGAGACUUUCCAAGUGAUAGCCGAAGACACGUCCUUCAAACCACCAAUCAGGAUCAUCGGUAGAUCGAACACUGAUGGUCUAGCUGACCACGUGUUGGAACUCGCCGUCAAAAUGACAGAAUUUUUCGACAAUUACUUCGGUAUCCCAUACGCAACACUCCACCCUAAUUUGUUGAAUGACCACGUUUCGUCUCCUGACUGGGCUUCAGCUGGCACUGAGAACUGGGGUAUGGUUAGCUACAGAGAACUGUACAUGAUAAUUAAUAAAAAUGAGACAAUCAUGUCGAUCGAACAUUACGCUGCCACGCUCGUCUCCCAUGAGCUCGCCCACAAAUGGUUUGGCAAUCUGAUCACGUGUUACUGGUGGAGUAACACUUGGAUCAACGAGGGAUAUGCCAGUUACUUUGGCUACAUCGCAACUCAUGCUAUGUUUCCUGAAUAUGAGCUCCCUGAUCACUUCAAUAAUCGUUACCUUCAAACAUCACUGGCUUUCGACUCAAGUCGUACUACAGUACCCCUCAACCAUGAAGUGAACACCCCUCUCCAAGUGACCGGACAUUUUGGUACCAUCAGCUACUCCAAAGCCGCCUCCUUCCUCAGAAUGACAGCCAAUAUCAUGUCAUUGGAAACUUUCCAGAAGUCUUGCCGAUUGUUCUUGUUGGAAAAUCCUUUCAAACCCACUGAUCAGUUUGAUCUCUUGAAAGCUAUGAACGAUGCUAUUCUUGAUGACAACAGCUUGGCAAACUAUGCUGGCUUCAAUUUCUCUGAUUACUAUCGCAUCUGGGUCAAUGAACCCGGGUACCCUAUUUUGACUGUUAGUAUUGAUUACGAUACAGGAUAUAUGGACCUCAAGCAGGAGCGAUUCUUCUUGAAUCCAACUGAGCUGACAACUGAACAGGUGUAUCCUAUUCCAAUAACUUAUACAACAAGCAGUAAUGCUGACUUCUCCAACUUAAGACCGUCACAAAUGAUGACUACUGAUAGCACCAGAAUCGAAAAAUCCCCCGGAGAAGAAUGGGUCAUAUUCAACAUCCAACAACAAGGUCACUACCGAGUUAAUUAUGAUAAAAGGAAUUGGGAAUUAAUAAGUGACGCUCUACUUAACAAUCCGAACAGUAUUCACUACUUAAACAGAGCCCAGAUCGUGGAUGAUGUGUUCGCUUUGAUGAGGUCUGAGAGAAUCACCAUAGAGUUUGCCCUGCACAUCUUGAAGUUCUUAGCUAAGGAAACCAACAACCACGUUUGGGAGCCUGCCAUCAGUGGUUUCAAUUGGUUGAGAGCCAGGAUCAGGCAUAUACCUGAAAAGCAAGCCGAGUUUGAUGCGUACGUCCUAGCUCAAAUGGAGCAUGCCAUCACAACUUUAGGAUUUGAACCAAAAGAGGGAGAGACUCCCACCGUCACGAUGGCUAGGCAGAGCAUCUUACACUUCGCAUGCUUACUGGGCCAUGAAAAAUGUAUCCAGGAAUCUUGGGACCGAUUCUCUAAUUGGAGAAUCAAUAACAUACCGGUCAACUCUCGUGUUCGCCGCAACGUCUAUGUGACAGGAAUGAGGGAAGGAGACAGAGAAGACUUCGACUUUUUACUCUCUAAAUUCAGAGAUUCGAACUACGCCAAUGAUCAAUUAGAAAUGCUCAGAGGAUUGGGAGCUACUAAGGACCCUGAAUUAUUGACCAGAUUUUUACAACUAACACUAACCAAAGAGGUGAGGUCCCAUGACAAACUAAACACGUUCAACUACGCCCUCCUUGGUAACCAGGAGAAUUACAAGACUGUUAUGCAGUUUGUCAAAGACAAUAUUAACGCAAUAAGAACUGAGUAUGUUGAAGAUUCUCCAGCUCGACCAGUGCAUAGUGCCUUAUCCAACCUUGCUGGGUACAUGGAUGAACCUGCAUUAGUUGAAUAUGAAUCAUGGUUAAAUGGGCAGCCAAAUCUUCCUCAGCUCGCAACGAUAAAGAGUUCUAUUGAAUCUGCCCGUACUAACAUGGCUUGGGGCACAGCAAACGUUGACAGAAUCAUCGCUGCCACAAGAAGUAGUGCAACAACUACUGUGACGUCACUGUUCAUGUUAGUCGCCAUGACAGUCUUUCUACAGAUUGUUUAG
This is a messenger RNA of Spodoptera littoralis (African cotton leafworm), 2862 nucleotides long. The record is from the annotation of a GenBank genome assembly. NCBI's taxonomy places the organism in Eukaryota, Metazoa, Arthropoda, Insecta, Lepidoptera, Noctuidae.